AUGGCUCCAGGCGGUGGCGGAAACAUCAAGGUGGUAGUCCGGGUUCGCCCUUUCAAUGGACGAGAACUGGACCGCAAUGCCGUGCGCAUUGUCGAGAUGCGCGGCAACCAGACCGUCCUCACGCCGCCGCCAGACACGCAUCAGGCGGGAGGAAAGGGAGGCAAGGACCAGAAGGGUGGCAAGGACAUGGCGCCCAAGGUCUUUGCCUUUGACCGGUCGUACUGGAGCUUCAACAAGAGCGAUCCGAACUACGCCGGCCAGGACAGCCUGCACGAAGACCUGGGCCGGCCGCUUCUGGACAAUGCCUUUCAGGGGUACAACAACUGCAUUUUUGCCUACGGCCAGACCGGUUCGGGCAAGUCGUACUCCAUGAUGGGCUACGGCAAGGAAUACGGCAUCAUCCCGAGCAUCUGCCAGGAGAUGUUCACGCGCAUCGAAGAGAUGCAGAAGGACAAGACGCUCAAGUGCACCGUGGAGGUGUCGUACCUCGAGAUCUAUAACGAGCGCGUGCGCGACCUGCUGAACCCGUCGACCAAGGGAAACCUCAAGGUCCGCGAGCAUCCGUCCACGGGCCCCUACGUCGAAGACUUGGCGAAGCUGGUCGUCAGCAGCUUCCAGGAAGUCGACCACCUGAUGGACGAGGGCAACAAGGCCCGCACGGUCGCGGCGACCAACAUGAACGAAACGUCGAGUCGCAGUCACGCCGUGUUCACGCUGAUGCUGACGCAGAAGAAGCACGAUGUCGAGACCAAGAUGGGGAUGGAAAAGGUCGCCAAGAUCAGCCUCGUCGAUCUGGCCGGUUCCGAGCGAGCGACAUCCACGGGCGCGACAGGCGCCCGGCUCAAGGAGGGCGCCGAGAUCAACCGCUCGCUCUCGACGCUGGGCCGCGUCAUCGCCGCGCUCGCCGACCUCUCGACCGGCAAGAAGAAGAAGGGCGCGGCCAGCCAGGUGCCGUACCGCGACAGUGUCCUGACCUGGCUGCUCAAGGACUCCCUGGGCGGCAACAGCAUGACGGCCAUGAUUGCGGCCAUCAGUCCGGCCGACAUCAACUACGACGAGACGCUGAGCACGCUGCGCUACGCCGACUCGGCCAAGCGGAUCAAGAACCACGCGGUCGUCAACGAGGACGCGAACGCGCGGAUGAUCCGCGAGCUCAAAGAGGAGCUGGCCGUGUUGCGGGGCAAGCUCGGGGGCGGUGCUGCGGGUGCCAGCGUGGCCGGAGCGGCCGGCGUGCCGCCCGACGAGGUGUAUGCCGAGGGCACGCCGCUGGAGAAGCAGAUUGUCAGCAUCACGCAGACGGACGGCUCGGUCAAGCGGGUGUCCAAGGCAGAGAUAGCCGAGCAGCUCGACCAGAGCGAGAAGCUGCUGACGGACCUCAACCAGACGUGGGAACAGAAGCUGGCCAAGACGGAGGAAAUCCACAAGGAGCGGGAGGCCGCGCUGGAGGAGCUGGGCAUCAGCAUCGAGAAGGGCUUCAUCGGGCUCAGCACGCCCAAGAAGAUGCCCCAUCUGGUCAACCUGUCGGACGACCCGCUCCUGGACGAAUGCCUGGUCUACAACCUGAAGCCGGGGACCACUACGGUCGGCAAUGUGGAGUCCAACGCGGAACACCAAGCUAACAUCCGGCUGAACGGAUCGCGGAUCCUGCAUGAGCACUGCACGUUUGAAAAUGCGCCGGACGGCACGGUGACGAUUGUGCCGAUGGCCGAGGCGCCGGUGAUGGUGAACGGGAAGCGGAUCACGGAGCCUAAGCAGCUGCACUCUGGUUACCGUGUCAUCCUCGGCGACUUCCACAUCUUCCGCUUCAACCACCCGAUGGAGGCGCGCGCCGAGCGGGCAGAACAGAGCCUUUUGCGGCAGUCGGUGACAGCCAGCACGCUGCAGAGCCUCGACCGCAACACGUCGCCGUCGCCGAGUCCGCGGCCGGGAGCCGGACACGAACGGUCGAUCAGCAAGGCCGGAUCAGAGUUUGGGUUUGGCGGGAGUGACAGCCGGCCAGAAUCGCCGUCGCCAUUUGCACGGUUUGGCCGUGACUCGGACUGGUCGCUGGCGCGUCGCGAAGCGGCCAACGCGAUCUUGGGGACGGACCGCAACGUGGCCAGCCUGACGGACGAGGAGCUGAACACGCUCUUCGAGGAGGUGCAGCGGGCGCGGGCAGAGCGAGUGACGAACGGGCGCGAGGGUGACGAAGACCUGGAGUCGAUGGCGUCGUAUCCGAUCCGGGAGAAGUACCUGUCGACAGGGACGCUGGACAACUUCUCGCUCGACACGGCGAUCACGAUGCCGACGAUGCCAUCGACGCCGAAGCAGGGCGAGGUGGACGACCGACUGCGCGAGGUGCGCGAAGAGAUGCAGCUGCAGCUGGAGAGGCAGAAGGAGGAGUUCCAGGACCAGCUGAAGAGUGCCGAGGUGGCUAACGUGGAGGUGGAGGAGAUCAAGGUGGAAAAGGAGCGGAUGGAGGAGACGCUGCGGACGCUCAAGGCGGAGAUGCAGAAGCAGCUGGAGGUGCAGCGACAGGAGUAUGAGGAGAAGAUGGAGCGGCUCGACCCGCUCAAACGCCCCAAAGCGAAGCCGAAGCUGUCGGAGGAGGAGAUGGAGCGAGCGCGACAGGUGGUGAAGCGGUGGCGUCGACGGCACUAUGUGCGGAUGGCCGAACAGGUGCUGCAGCACGCGGCGACUCUGAAGGAGGCGCAGAUCCUGAGCCACGAGCUGAACGGAGACGUGGUGUUCCAGUUUGCGACGGUGGAUUUGGGCCACGGUCUCUGCUCGUCAUACGACAUGGUGCUGAACGGGCUGGUGAGCGAGGGUGACGACGUGGCGCUGGAGGAGGCCCCGAAGCCGUGUGUGGGCGUGCGGCUGAUCGACUACAAACACAACGUAGUGCGGUUGUGGAGCCUGGAGAAGCUGGAGGAGCGGGUGCGGCGGAUGCAGCAGCUGCACCAGUGCCUGGACGACCAGCCAGAGCACCGGCAGCAACACGUGGACGAGGACGACCCGUUUGCGGAAGAGGCAAUGCCGGAAUACACGCUGAUCGGCGAUGCAGACGUGCCGCUCAAGGCGGUAUUCGAGUCGCGGGUGCAGGACUUUGCAGCGUUGGACGUGGUGUCGCCAUACACGAACCAGGCGAUCGGGAUCAUCCGGCUGGCAUUGGAGCCAUCGAGCGCGCGGGCGCCAUCGAGCACGCUCAAGUUCAACGUGGUGAUGCAUGAGAUGGUGGGCUUUGCAGAACGCGAGGGCACAGAGGUGCAUGCGCAGCUGUUCAUCCCGGGUGUGUCGGAGGAGGACGGAAUCACGACAACGCAGAUGAUCCGGGACUUUGACGAGAGCCCAGUGCGAUUUGAGAGCGUGCACAGCAUGAGCAUGCCGCUGUUCGGGCCACAGGACGUGACGCUGCGCGUGGCCGUGUUUGCGCGGGUGUCAGCGAUGCACCUGGACAAGCUGCUGAGCUGGGACGACAUGCGGGAUGCAGUACCGAUGACACGCGAACGGGCACCACGAGCCGCGCGCAUUGCUGAGUCACAGUUCUUUACGGAAGAGCGGCACGACGUGCUGGCGCGGCUGCAGGUGCUGGAGAUGAACGAGGAGGGCACAUACAUGCCGGUAGAGGUGGCACAGACAAGCGAGCUCGACACGGGGACGUUCCAGCUGCACCAGGGGAUCCAGCGGCGGAUCACGAUCACGCUGGCACACAGCUCGGGCGACCUGCUGCCGUGGGACGGGGUGUCAUCACUGCGGGUAGGCAAGAUCCAGCUAGUCGAUGCGGGCGGGGCGGGAUGCUGGAGUCGGCGACAGUGCAGGCGACGACGGCGAUGGACGGGGACGAAAACGGGGCCAGCAGCAGCGACAGACACGGCAAUGCCAGUCGACGUGGGGCUGAAGCUGGUAUCGGCACCGUCGCUGCAGAGCCAUGCGGACGGGACGCGGAGCAUCACGAUGACGGAUGACGGUGUGGUGGGAGAUCAGUUCGGAGCGGCUGGCGGAGCCGAUGAAGUUCUGGGCGACGGUGUGCUGCCAGAUCCUGUCGCGGCCUUUGUGCGGCAGCCGUCGAUGUUGUCGGCGCUGUGGCAGUCGGUGCGCUUUGUGCGGGCGUCGACGGCCAUCUACACGAUCACGAUGCGGCCAGCGCCGAUCAAGCGGGUCGGCGAUCUCUGGCGCAUGAGCAGCCAGCACGACUACGUCAAGGGCGAAGAGAACCUGGCCGCCUGGACGCCGCGGGGCGUCUCGCUCGUGAGCGACUACAUUGUCGGGCGCAAGCGGCGGCGCCGGAUGGCCGAGAUCGGGGCGGCCGCGAACACGCUGAAGCGCAUCGGACUGCCGAUACCGCGGUCGCAGCCGCUGGACGAGGGCCUGGACGGGCUGUCGGGCUUGGGCCUGGGCCGAGACGACGAGAUGGACUCGAUCGAUGAGCUGCUGCGAGACUCGCCCGAGCCAGAGGCAGAGGAGACAGCAGGAGAAGAGGUUGGGGCGGCAGGAGGCCCGGAAAAGGCGGAGACGACAGGCACUCCGGCAGAGACGGAAACAACAGAAGAAACGGCAGAGACAGAGACGACGGGAGCAAACACCCCGGCAGAGGGAACAGGAGACUCAACAGAAGCAGAGACAACAGGAGCAACCACCGCGGCAGAGAGACCUGCAGACACUGCAGAGAUGCUUGCAGAAACACCAGGCACACCAGGCACACCAAACACACCAGACACUACUUCCCCAUACUCUGAUGACGAAACACGGCUUCUGAAACGAUGCGUCAAGCUCUGGAAAAAAUACCCCGAUCCACUAGCCCAGAUCCUGAGCUCGGAAAACACAAACCCGCCAGCGAACGGGGUGAUCACGGACUCUUCCGAGCCGCCAAGCCUCAUCACAACCGUCAUCCGCGUGCCCAAGAACCGCAAGGUGAUGAAGGGCGGAUACUUGCUGGUGCCGAGCACCGAUGCGACCCGAUGGAUCAAGCGUUUCGUCGAGCUCCGACGGCCCUACCUGCACAUCCACAGCAUCACGGACGGCGACGAGGUGGCCAUCAUCAGCCUGCGCAACGCCCGCAUCGACAGCGACCCAGGCAUCCUCGGCCUGCUGGAGAGCCAGCAUCCCGACUACCGCCACAACGGCUUCGACAUCCGAGACCUCCAGGACGACCACGGUGAUAGCCGCGAUAGCCGCCGGAUCGAAAACGGCCGGACCACCGGCUAUGCCAACGACGACAGCACCGAGUACGGCGGCUCGGACACGAACGGGAGCGAGGGCCAGCGCAACCGGGACGCGUCUCCGACCGACUCGAUGGGCACGUCGCCCCCGGCCCUCUCGCCCGUACAGGGUCGUCAUCGGCGCAAGUCCUCCAGCCUGGGCGCAUUCGCGUCGAUGUGGACUGGAGGCGCCAGCCACAGCCACAGUGCCAGUCAGGGCCAAAUCGGCAACGGCCGCAACGGGCAAAACGGUCAAAACGGUCAAAACGGUCAAAACGGUCAAAACGGGAGCGGCCAGAACGGUCGGAAUGGCCGGAACGGAAAGCACGAGCGGGGAAAGAACGACCGGAAUGGCCGGCCGGGACUUCAGCGACUCAGCGAACGGUUGCAGGCCGGCGUGUUUGCCAUCUAUGGGACGGACAACACCUGGCUCUUUGCCGCUCGCAGCGAGCGCGACAAGCUGGACUGGAUCGCCCGGAUCGACCAGAGCUUCACCAUGGCAUCCAGCGUGCCGUCGCUGGCCCCCAGCCGCGCCGCCAGCCCGGCCAUCUUCUGA
Molecule: messenger RNA, 5733 nt
Organism: Grosmannia clavigera kw1407
Lineage: Eukaryota; Fungi; Ascomycota; Sordariomycetes; Ophiostomatales; Ophiostomataceae
Product: kinesin family protein
Exons: 3
Coding region: 1-5733 (1910 amino acids)
Biological process (GO): microtubule-based movement; cytoskeleton-dependent intracellular transport
Cellular component (GO): microtubule; kinesin complex
Molecular function (GO): microtubule motor activity; ATP hydrolysis activity; ATP binding
Source: RefSeq, a predicted model, not a curated record